UCAAUUACAAACGCUAACGCUGCCACCGCUUUUACCUUGAACUUGAUAACUCCCAGUUCCGAUGCUGCUAUUCCGGGUACUUCAACUCCCACUGUCGAGUCUGGCGUAACCUCGGGAGGAGCCAGUGUUGUUGCUCGUAUCGCCAAAGAGGCCGAGGGCCUCCCGCCUGGCUGGCAGAUGGCCUAUACAGCGAGCGGUCGGUCUUUCUUCAUCAACCACAACAACCAGACAACCACCUGGGGCAUUCGUCGCAAUGUGGUCGAGGGCUUAACGUGUCAAGCUCUUAUUCUUCACUGUCACGGUUUAACUUCAGCUGGGGGUGUUGAUAAGACAGAUGCGAGGUCGAAACUGAGUCCGCCCUAG
Protopolystoma xenopodis is the source of this 363-nucleotide messenger RNA. The record is from the annotation of a GenBank genome assembly. NCBI's taxonomy places the organism in Eukaryota, Metazoa, Platyhelminthes, Monogenea, Polystomatidea, Polystomatidae.